Messenger RNA from Chelonus insularis, 4167 nucleotides. Its product is annotated as glutamate receptor ionotropic, kainate 2-like. NCBI's taxonomy places the organism in Eukaryota, Metazoa, Arthropoda, Insecta, Hymenoptera, Braconidae. The coding region runs from base 312 to 3077 and encodes 921 amino acids. Gene Ontology annotation, cellular component: postsynaptic density membrane; plasma membrane. The transcript has 14 exons. The record is from RefSeq and is a predicted model, not a curated record. Gene Ontology annotation, biological process: synaptic transmission, glutamatergic; monoatomic ion transport; modulation of chemical synaptic transmission. Gene Ontology annotation, molecular function: transmitter-gated monoatomic ion channel activity involved in regulation of postsynaptic membrane potential; glutamate receptor activity.
AUCGUUUGGCUAUUCUUAACUUGGAGUCACAGAAUUUAUAAAGCAUCACAGAAAAAAAAAUAAUAGUCGAGGUAGGGAGAGAAUGUGAAUGAGAGCGAUGCAGUCAAGUAGUGGGGUGACGAACUUUUAGUAGAAACAGUCAGUAAACAGAAGCAUAAUCGGAUAUACGCUAGUAAAAAUGAUAUACUUUGCGAGAAACUAAGUUUCAUUUGUUAUAAAAAAAGACAAAAAGUCCUUUUCUGCUAAAUUUGAUAUUCAACACCAUUAUCUUCGUUAAAAUGUUAUCGAAUUCUUAGAAUUAUCAACCUACAAUGCUGAUUCAAUUGCUCUAUCUCACCAUCCUACCAUCAGUAUUAGGACAUGGAAAAAAAGUCACCUUAGGUGGCCUAUUUCCUGACAAUCCGGAAGAGGAUCUGAUGCAAAAGACAUUCGAACUAUCGAUCAAUGCAGUUAAUAAAAUGAGACAUACUUCUGAAGAGCUGUCUCAUGUUUAUUUUGAACCCGAAUCCAUGGUUGUUACUGAUGAUAUAUAUGGAACUUCACAAAGUGUUUGUUUGCUCGUUGAAAAAGGCAUUGCUGCAAUUUUUGGACCCCAAGAUGAAGUAACUUCCGUAUACGUACAAAGUAUGUGCGAUACAAUGGAUGUACCUUAUAUAGUUGGUCAUUGGAAUACUGAUCUGAGUAGAAUGAAAGCGAUUAAUUUUUAUCCUCAUUUUGAAGCAAUGUCUAUGUUUUUUUUGCAACUGGUCACGGAAUUCAAGUGGGAAUCAUUUACAAUAUUGUACGAUAGCUCUAGCGGUCUUGUGAGAAUGAAAAAAUUGCUUCAAAAAUGGGAUCCUAAAGGCUAUCCAGUCACAAUUCGUUAUUUAGGCGAAGGACCUGAUUACAGAGCCACGCUAAAAAGAGUUAAAUAUUCAGGAGAUCACAAUAUAGUGCUGGAGUGUACACAUGAAAUACUUGAAGAAGUCCUCACACAGUCUCUGCAAGUUGGAUUAUUAUCAGACAGGCAUAAAAUCAUUAUAACAUCCAUGGACUUACAAAUGUUGGAUCUAAAUCCAUUUCAACAUUCAGGAGUAAACAUUACUGGCGUAAGACUCGUUGAUCCAGAAGAUCCAGAUUCUAUAGAAAUAUUUGAUAAUUAUCUCUACGAACUAGGAUUAGAGGAUUUGUCAAAAAUGCACACAGAGUGGGCACUUAUAUUUGAUGCUGUACAAUUGUUUGCUAGAGCUUUUAAACCUUUUAAAGAAGCGGUUAAAGUAAAUGUUCGAUCUUUAGCUUGUGAUGGUUAUGAUACUUGGGAGCAUGGAGCAUCUCUAGCUAAUUUCAUACGCAAUAUCGAAAUGAAAGGCCUCACUGGCCUCAUAAAGUUUGAUACAAAUGGCUUUCGAAGUGAUUUCAAACUUGAUAUUGUACGGCUUGGAAAUGAAGGGCUUAAAACUAUAGGCACCUGGAACAGUACGAAUAGUAUCGAAUGGUUUCCUGAUCCACCUCCCCCCAUUGAUGGCGACGAGGAUUUAGCGAAUAAAACGUUUAUUGUAUUGAUUUCUCUGUUGGAUCCAUUUAAUAUGUUGACUGAGUCUUCAACAAUGAAAACAGGCAAUGAUCGUUAUGAAGGAUUUACCAUAGAUAUUAUACAUGAAUUGAGCAAGCUCCUUCAUUUUAAUUAUACUUUCGUUGAACAGACCGAUAAAAAUACUGGAAAAUACAAUCCAGUUACUGGUAAAUGGAAUGGAAUGAUCGGCAAGAUUAUCGAUAAAACAGCAUCCUUUAAUAAUUAUAAAAAAACGUUCAUUAAAGUAAUUUUCAAUUAUCAGGAGGCAGAUCUUGCCAUAACAGACUUGACGAUAACAUCUGACAGAGAGAAAGUAAUCGACUUCACACAUCCAUUUAUGCAUUUGGGAAUCAGUAUUCUUUAUAAAAAACCUUCCAAAGCUGCACCAAGUCUAUUUCAAUUCUUGGCUCCUCUUUCAAAUGAAGUAUGGGUUUAUUUGUUGGCAGCGCAUAUUCUUGCAACAUUAUUAUUAUAUUUCAUAGCAAGAAUAAAUCCGAAUGAAUGGAGUAAUCCUUAUCCUUGCAUUGAAGAACCAGAAGCGCUGGAAAAUCAAUUUUCAUUGACUAAUUCAUUUUGGUUUUGUAUUGGAAGUUUUCUACAACAGGGUUCAGAUUGCGCACCAAUUGGAACAUCAACCAGAAUGCUGGCUACAACUUGGUAUUUCUUUUGUAUGAUUAUGACGUCUUCAUACACUGCUAACUUGGCUGCUUUUCUCACGGUAGAAACUAUCAUCAGACCGAUAAAAUCUGCUGAGGAUCUGGCGAAUUGGAAUGGUGUAAUAAAAUACGGUGCUAAAAGAGAUGGAGCAACUUAUAACUUUUUUAAGAAUUAUGCAACUCUCAAGGGUUCCAAUUAUUCAACCUAUGCCAAAAUGUUUAAAUACAUGGAGGAUAAUGCCAAGGACGUAUUAACGGAUAGUAAUGAUGAAGGAGCAGAAAGAGUAUUGAAAGAAAAUUAUGCAUUUCUUAUGGAAUCCAGUUCAAUUGAAUAUCUUGCUCAGAGACAAUGCAAUUUAUCACAAGUUGGUGGUCUUCUAGAUAAUAAAGGAUUUGGAAUUGCUAUGAGGAAACAUUUUCCUUACCGGAAUAAAUUGAACACAGCUGUAUUACAUUUACAAGAAAGCGGUGUUUUGUCCGAAUUAAAAAAAAAAUGGUGGAAUGAAAAACGUGGUGGUGGUAGAUGUCGUGAGGACUCUGGAGGUACAAGUGCAGCUGCAGAAUUAAGUUUGGAUCACGUUGGUGGUGUUUUCUUGGUCUUGGUUGUAGGAGUAGGAAUAUCUUGUCUUUAUACCAUUUGGGAAAUGAUGUGGGUAAUCGGAUGCACUUCUUAUAAGGAAGGAAUACCAUUUAAAGAAGCUUUAACAACAGAACUUCAGUUUAUAAUAAGAUGUAGAGGAUCAACAAGGCGAGCAAGACGACGAAAAUCAUCAUCGAAUAGUACGAGCAAAAGUGAAAAAGAUGAUUCACCACCUUACGGUUUUGUGCCUGCAGUUAUAACGAUCGCUCAUGAGGAAGAUCAGACAUGAACUGUCAUGGCAUCUUUAUAGAGAUUGUUUGAAUCUUCGCCUGGAAUACUCUGCAAUAUUCAUACAAAGAUCGCUCAAAGGCUCUCGUUUUUUUGUGGCAUGCAAAGUGCUAUUUGAUGUGCUUAGAGUGACUCCCCGAUCAUAAAACAGUAUUAACAGCUUGUUCACGAACAUAACAUGGCGUAAACAAUUUUUGAUAUUAAUGCGAUCUCAAAUUGCUGUUCAACCAAUAGCGGCAUUUCUUUUAUGUAUCGAAGAUACAUAUAUCAUUUUAUCUGCAAAUGCCUUUAGGUGCAAAAAUAGUAAAAUAUUUAUCAACAUAGCACAAUUAACAUUCAUGGUUUACGCACUAUUCCUACAUAAACUUGUACGCAAAUGAUAGAUAUUGGUUAAGUUUCAACUAUCUUUUUGUUUAUGCAAAUCUGAUCAUGAUGAAAUACACCUGUAACUUCUGAGCAUAUGUUUAUGUCAAAUGGCACUGAGUUGUCUGAAAUUGAACUAUUUAGUCGUGCAAGAACUAAAAAUUAAAUGGGUGGCUCGCUCUUUAUUUUAAUAGUAAAAAAAAAAAAAAUAAUUUGUGUUACUAUUCUUUUAUUCUUUUGUUCAUUCGUAAGGAAUUCAAAUCGAAAAUCUGUUGAUAAUUAUUUUUAUGAUUUAAUUUUUUUUUUUUUGGUAUUCACUAAAUCAUUCAAACAUAAUUAAAAAAGAAGGAGAGAAAAAUAGUAACCAGAUACAAAUUUUACUUUCACUGGAUGACCAUGACAAAUAUACCAGAAAUCUGAUUCUGCUAUUAUUUCCUAAUUACAUGAAACAUUUUUUGAGAAAAAAAUGUUACAUUGGUAAUUUUUAAGUGGUUAUUGAAUUAUUUUUAUGAAGCUAUUCUGAAUAUUGAUCAUGUCUUUUCGGAUUUAUCAUCCGUAGUAUGAGUUAGAUACCGAAGAAUACGAGAAAAAAACCAUGUGGUUCAUUGGUAUUCACAAUACUUAUUCUACAAAAGAAGAAAAACUCGUUUUGAUUUACGUUUCUUGUAUUGUCUUAAAUUAUGGUUAAUAGCUCAAUAAAUUGAUAAUUCAUGAACCCCCAAAAAAAA